Molecule: messenger RNA, 1819 nt
Organism: Amoebophrya sp. A25
Lineage: Eukaryota; Dinophyceae; Syndiniales; Amoebophryaceae
Source: the annotation of a GenBank genome assembly
CGAAUCUGAACAAGGUUAAGAUGCAAUUGUUCAACAUAGUUGUGAUAGCUUAGUUUGAGUACCCCUGCUGUUCUUGUUGCAUCCUUGGACCAGCACCAUCAAGAAUAUACAAAAUGGGCGAGGAGGAGGAGCGCAAGAAGGAUAAGAACAAGCUUCGGCCGUUCAUGAAGGCACACAGGGAAUUUGGUGGAACAACCCGAGCCUUCAGUAUCCCAGGAGCAUUCAUCAACGUGGAAGAAAAACAGUUAAGAUUACCGAUGUUCAGGUUUCACUAUCACUAUCUUAGACUUUCUUCCACUAUGUGUGUGUGAACAAGAGUUGCUCUGUCCUCAGUGUGACUCGUGGUAUGGAAUGGAUUGCUGAGUAGUGGCAACUGGCAAGAACGAAGUCCUUCGCAUUCCAUUCACGACACCACGGCAAAACAUUUGACACGACAGGACACUCACUCAGGACACAGGUGACGUCCUCUAGACAACUACCAAGAAGAUAGUGAAAUUUGAAAUAACCGCUAAACUAGGAUCGCUUGAAACCGAAUGAAGACCGGAUCGUAACCAUGCUCAAGGACCUCAAUGAUGGAGAUCGGUACUAUGAUACUCUGAAGACUUUAUUCUAGAGGUGACUUCUAGGGAUACUUGCUCUUGCAUUUUUGAACUCCUUUUACUGGGUUCACUUCCUCUAGGCCUUUUUGCAACAAACUAAGUACAUGUUCUUCCGCUUCUGGAAGUACAAAAUGUACACUAGUCUAACAACAUCAAUCUUCAGAAUGUUCCUCGGUGAAACGCGUUCGGAGUUUGGGAAGACGCGCUCGAGUUUUGAGGGGCUCCCUAAGAGGCAUAUCACCGGCUUGCAGCCGACGAUAGAGCGACACAGAGCAAUCCUACAAGAGGAGACAGACCUCCACAUGACUGGAAAGGACCCUUUUCUCAACACCUGCAAUCGCGAAAGGGAUGAGAAAAUGGUACUAUGAUGUAUUGAUGUUGGUGAACUAGAACUACAACGUGCUACAUAAGUACCUGCUAUGAUGUAUUGUAGUUCGUGGUUGAUAUUUUAAUUUGCACUACACUGCUGGUCUUGGUUCACCUUCACUGUUUAUAGUGUUCACUGUUCCACUUACCACUGCUUAUAAACACGCAAAUUGUACUAGUUGACGCAGUCACAGAUGAUGAUGAAUUACAGAGGAGGUUCGUGGUUAGGGAUAGGAUUAUACGGAAAUAUCCAGGUUCUGAAUACCCUCGCAGCAGCCCAGCUAUCACCGACAGGAAAGUCAAAGGCGAAAAAGGAGGCACAAAUACCUAAAGUGGUCCAAUGCCGAUUAUUUCCUGCGACAGGGAAAAUCAUAUGAUACCAUGCAUGUGAAAGUACUAGUACAAUGGAUUCCAUUGGGUGUUUCUAGUAUGAAGCAAGUCAUGAUGACUUCAGAUCCAUAUCUAAACUUUCAUGAUCCACACCAUGUAUGUCUCUGUCAUGUUUCUCUGCGGAAGGUUUUCGUGAAUCUUUCAGACCACAAAAGUGUUGUAUGAGAACGGCAUAGAUACUGGUAUCUAGCUAUAGAUAUCCCUACUGGACAUCAUGCUCAUGUGUGGUAGUUUACUUCACACCAUCAUUCCAUAGUCGUAAGUGCUCGCCCAAGACAUAGAUCUGUACCUUUCUCAUAGGCUUCUAAAGACAGAGAUUCAUCUGUAGUUCCUGACUUCGAGUUAGUGUUGCUGAUACCACGAAAGUGAGGGAAGAAAAAGACAAAUCUAAUCAACGUGCUCGUGCACUUGAAGAAGCUCCACCAGAGACAUGAUACAACGAACGAGAGGUAAAGUUGUCGCAC